Molecule: messenger RNA, 5011 nt
Organism: Aplysia californica (California sea hare)
Lineage: Eukaryota; Metazoa; Mollusca; Gastropoda; Aplysiida; Aplysiidae
Exons: 1
Coding region: 861-2078 (405 amino acids)
Source: RefSeq, a predicted model, not a curated record
GUGAAUCUAGAUCUAGAUAAUCUAUCUCUAGAUAUAAUCUAGAUUUACACAUAUUUAGAUAUAUGGCUGAUGGAAGUGGCUGGUAAUAUGAGAACCGCCGCGCUUCCCGCCACUGGUCACUUCGCUACGCAACCGUGUUACUGGUCGGACGCGAUUUUUACUUCUCUUGAACUACGUGAAUUAACCACUUAUUAUCGCUAUUGUGUUCAAUGAUAUUGUGGUGAUUUUCUAUUUGUACAGGAUUUAUCCACAUUGAAGAACAGGUUUGGCAAGUAUUGUAAUAUUGUCCACAUCCUUUAAUUUACUAGAAGUAUUGUUUACUUAUAGGCCGUUUUUUGCCAUAUAAAUAAAUUAUAAACGCUCUCGGAGCUCCCCACUCAACAACCCUCGGGAUACAUCAUAUUGCAAGCGCAACGCGCCAACCCUCGGGGUAAUAACAGCAAAAACAGCCAUCGUGGCAAGACUAUUGCCCGCUUAACUUGGGUCUAGCCCUCCGGGCUUGCUGAAAACGGAGGAUCUCGAAGAGGUCAUCCCGUCAGCAGAUUCUUCCACUCAGUACUCAGAUUGUGGGGUAGAUAAAUAUAUAUAUUGAUUGACCCUCGGGGAUUAACAGAUUAAAUUGAUGCUGUUGAGAGCCCUCCGGGCACAUUUCACUUUAAAAGAUACCCUCGGGGAAUAAAAAGAAUAAAACAAAUCUGUAGAGAGCCCCCCGGGACAUAUUUCACUUUUAAAAAUACCCUCGGGGAAUAAAAAGGAUACAACACAACUAUUGACAGCCCUCUGGGCAUUUUUCACUUAAAAAUACCCUCGGGGGAAAAAUUUUAUUUAUAUUUUAGAUUCGUUUGACCCACAAAUCAGACAUGAGUGGUAGCGACAGAGUGUCGGGGGAAAACGACACACUAUCCGUGCAUGCUCCUUCCGAUGGAGACACACGGGAUCCCGAUGUGGCACAAGCUCUCCGCGACAACAAAGUCACGAUGGAGAGGAUUUUGAAGAGUCUUGAGGCCUUUAAUGACAGAGGAAUGAAACAAAAAUGGUCGCCGUCCUCUUCUUCUUCUUCAUCCUCGUCAUCACCAUCAUCGGAUUCAUCCCGCCAAAACUCGCGUUCUCCUUCCCCGCAACCAAACCCACCCAAACGAAAAGGAAAAGGGUUAAAACAAGUCAAGGUGCCUAGAAAGAGCGAACGAGACCGCUCCCCUUCCUCUGACUCGACCACCGCUACGCUGGAGGCGAGAUUGUUAUCUCGUCACGGGGACCUUAGGAAGCCGUCGCGGCAGUCUCCGACUCCCACGCAGACCCCGAGUGCCAGCAGCUCGAAUCAACGGGAAAGUGAGGAAAUCCGAAACUCGAUAUUUAAUGUAGCUGGUCAAGAAUUUGAAGAGGACGAAGAUACAUCCGGUCCGGUCAGUGAAGAGUUAGCGGAAUUUAUCCAUAAAAUUUUUUCUAAGACAGGAAAAGGGGAAAAGCUGAGAGAAAAGGCCAAGCUUUACAGCCGGCCGGAUAAUUGCCCUGGCCUUGGCACUCCUCUCACUAACCCAGAAAUAUGGGCUGUGUUAAAAGGGUCAGCCAAACGAAUUGACACAAAACUGACCGCCAUUCAGAAUCUUGUUGGGAAGAGCGCAGUUGCUGUUGCGCAAUGUGCUGAUGAACUAGCGAAGUCGGACCCUGCUCUGACAAAACGCCUUAUCGAUGCGUUGGCUCUGUUGGGACACGCGCAUAAGUGUCUGACCCUACAAAGAAAGGACAGGCAAAAAUAUGCACUGCCAUCGGACAUCAGAGCGAUUUGUGAUCCCUCGGUGGAAGAGAACGCAGAGACCUCAAAGUUUUUGUACGGCGAUGAUGUGAAAAAGGCCUUGAAAGAGGCAAAAGAGAGCAAGCGCUUAACUUCCAGUCUGAAGGCUGACUACACGCCAUACAGCUUCAAGCGCAGAUCCGCAAAUAAUUUUAACAAACCUGGGAGGCCUUUUUUAGACCACAGAGGCUACAGCCAAUUCCCGAAGUGGAAGAGUCAAGGGCCAGCACACAAGCGGGGCCACAACUCCCAGUACAGGAGAAGAAAACAACUGCCUCCUCAGUAAAAGUAAGAGAAGCUCUAUUAACAGAGUUUGACUUAGACACACUCUGCCAUACACCAGAAAUAUUUGAAGCAGGGCAGCUAGCACAUUGUUCAAAUGAGUGGUUAGAAAUUACAUCUGAUUUGGAAAUCCUUAAGAUGAUAAAAGGCACCUACAUCGUAUUUGAGGACAUCGUUCCUACAAAAUCAGGCAAAGACUCGGUCUACGCCAUAGACAAAGGAGACAUAAAUGCUAUUGAUCAGGAAAUUGAAAAGCUGUUGUCUCAGAAAGUGAUUGUUAAAUCAAAUUAUGAAGUGGGAGAAUUUAUCUCAGAAAUAUUCACUAGAAAGAAACAGGACAAUUCUAUAAGAUUGAUCCUAAAUCUAAAAAAUCUAAACAAAAAUGUCCACUACGAAAAGUUCAAAAUGGAAACUUUUAAGGCUGCCCUCGCUUUAAUUACUCCAUUCUGUUGGAUGGCAAGUGUAGAUAUGGCCUCUGCCUACUACCAUGUUCCCAUUGCAGAAUCGCACUGGAAAUUCCUAAAAUUCAUAUGGAAGGGCCAAAGAUAUACCUUCACAUGCUACCCUAAUGGGUUGAGUCAAGCACCCAGAAACUUCACAAAAAUAAUGAAACCGUUGUAUGCAUACCUUCAUGGGUUAGGACAUAUCAGCACAGGAUACCUUGACGAUUCCUUUUUAAUUGGUACAACGAAAGAAGAAUGCCUGAAGAACGUCUUAGAUACGGUUCAUCUAUUGGAUUCACUGGGGUUUACGAUACACAGAGAAAAGUCAAUGUUACAACCUACACAAAGAAUCAAAUACUUAGGAUUCGUUGUUGAUUCUGGGUCAAUGAGUGUGUCACUGACACAGGAAAGACAAGAAAAGAUCAAAUAUAUGUGUGGAAAAGUGAUGGGGCAGAAAAAGAACAAAAUAAGAGAAAUAGCAGCUCUGAUUGGAACUUUGAUUUCCACUUUUCCCGCCAUGGAACAUGUACCUCUUUACUAUAGAAACUUAGAAGAAGAUAAGAAAAAGGCACUGAAAAUACAUAGAGGUCAGUGGGAUCAAGAGAUGCGUCUCAGUCAGGCAUCGAAAACAGAAAUUAAUUGGUGGAACUCCCAUAUUGAUAAUGCCACGUCCCCUAUAUCCCAUGGUGACCCGCAACUGAUCAUAACAAGUGAUGCCAGUCUCAAAGGUUGGGGUGCAUUCUGCAAUGGUGUCAAAACAGGUGGUGCGUGGACCGCUCAGGAAUUGAAUUUUUACCAUAUAAAUGAAUUAGAAUUGCUUGGGGCCUUUUUUGCAUUAAAAACAUUCACUAAGGGUGCAGAAUAUAUUCAUGUCAGACUGUUUCUUGACAACACUUCUGCUGUUUCAUGUAUAAACAAGAUGGGCUCUUGCAAGUCAGAAAAACUGAACAGUAUUGCUCAAGAGCUUUGGAUGUGGGGCAUUUAUAAGCAUAUCUGGUUAAGUGCAGCCCACAUUUCUGGAAAACAAAAUAUAGUUGCUGACUCCGAGAGUCGAAAUGUCAAUGUUGACACUGAAUGGAUGCUUAACAAAGCAUUAUUAAGAGAUUCACUCAAAAUCUUGCACUCUGUGCCACAAAUUGAUCUAUUUGCAUCAAGGAUAAACUUCCAGCUGAAACCAUACGUGUCAUAUAAACCAGAUCCUGAUGCUUUUGCCAUAGAUGCAUUUAGCAUAAACUGGGGAAAGAAAUGUUUUCUAGCUUUUCCGCCAUUUUCUCUGAUUACCAGGGUUCUCAACAAGAUAAUGGCAGACAAAGCGACGGGCAUUCUCAUAGCUCCAUACUGGCCCACGCAGACGUUUUACCCUGUGCUGAUGAGGAUGUUGAUCAAGAACCCUGUCAUCCUGUCUGCUCGGCAGAAUCUCCUACAUCUUCCGAGCGAUCCUUACAGAGUACAUCCCUUACACAAGAGACUGAGGUUAUUGGUAUGCAAAGUGUCCGGAAUGCCUACAAAAGCAGAGGCCUUUCUGAAUCAGCAACCAAGCUCCUUAUGGCAUCUUGGAGAUCAGAAACUAAAAAGACGUAUGAACAAUAUAUUGUUCAGUGGCAAAGGUUCGCUUGUAAGAACCAUGUGGAUCCGGUUUCACCGCCUGUGAACGUUGCCAUAAAUUUUUUAGCCAGGCAAUACGACCAGGGUUUAUCCUAUUCCUCUUUGUGUAUAGCUCGCUCUGCUUUAUCCUGCUGCUUGAAUACUCAUGAUCAUACCACAUUUGGUAAUCUUCCUACUGUCAAACGAUUUAUGAAUGGAGUGUUUAGAGAAAGGCCUAGUUUGCCUAGAUCCUCAAAACAUAUUACUUGGGACCCCAAACAAGUCCUUAAUGUCCUGGAAACAUGGGUUCCAAAUGAUUCUCUUUCCCUUUUAAAAGGAACUUACUUAUAAACUGGUAAUGCUAUUAGCUUUACUUACAGGACAGAGAUGUCAAACAAUUCACAAACUCAGCACUCACAAUAUGAAAAUGACAGACGAGAAAUGUAUAUUUAUUAUGGAUACCUUGUUAAAACACUCCAGAAAAGGGAAUCAUUUACAGCCGAUCGAAUUAGCUCAUUUCCCUCAAAAUAAAAACAUUUGUAUCAUAGAAGUCCUGAAAGAAUACCUUUCAAGAACUAGAGAGCACCGUGUACAGCAUCAAACAACACAGCUGCUGUUGAGUUUUCAGAGCCCAUUUAAGCCAGUCAGUAGAGACACCAUUGCAAGGUGGAUAAAAGCAAUAUUAGAGCCAUCAGGCAUUGACAUUUCUGUUUACACUGCUCACAGCACUCGGGCUGCUAGCACGUCUGCAGCCUCACGAUGUGGACUGCCAGUGUAUGACAUAAUGAAGGCAGCUGGAUGGUCCCAAGAGGACACAUUUGCUAAGUUUUACAAGAAGCUAACUACCUGUAAUUUUGGACAAGCAUUGUUAAGUGCUUAUUGGAAAGCUAAAUAAAUGUGCUGAACCAAA